CUGUAAUAAGUUGAACCUCUACAAAAUUCUUGGGUUUUUGAUUUCCCUCAAGAUAGCGAGGAACGAAGGACGAUGAUGGUAGUGGUGGCCGCCGGUCAGGUUUGUAGCCGGAGAUGCACUCCCCAAUAAUAUCCUCUGGGGUUUUCGCUUUUCGAUGAUUUAUGGAUGGGUCCCACAGAUGACAUCACCGGGUUCUUUUGGAGGCGAAACGCGCCAAACCUGCUUUCGGGAAACAUCCACUCUGAAGUCUCAACUUUCAAGUUUCAACCUCAUCGUCUUCGGCUGGAGCAACUCUGAAGCUCAAUUCCUUUGUUUCGUUUCUCUCAACCAUGAAAGCCUCCCUCAAAGCACGAUUCUCGUACACGACGACCACCACCACGGUCACUAAUAUCAGCCGAAAUGAUCAAAAUGCCCCUCCAUCGGACCCCAAAAUUGUCGAAAUUCCAAUCGAGUCCCCCUCCGAAACCCCGCUGCCGGUAACCGACCACCUCCCCAGUACUUCUCCUCCCCAAACUCAAGCGCCUCCUGACGACCCUGAAUUCGCCGCGGCCGUCAAGAUACAGUCCACCUACCGAGCCUACGUGGUGCGGGCGCUAGUUAGCAAGAUCUCGGCGAUCAAUUCAGAGGCGAACCGGUUGGAACGCCUGAUCCAACGGCAGGAGACGGUGGACGCCAUUCGGAGCGGUGACCGAGAGAAGCUGCGGAUGAACGAGGCCCUGAUGUCGCUGCUAUUGCAGCUGGAUUCCGUGCCGGGUGUCAAUCCGACGGUCCGCGAGUUGCGGAGGUCGGUGAGCCGUCGGGUCGUCGUGCUGCAGGAGAUAUUAGACGCGGUGGCGGAUGCCCGUGUGGACGACGGGGACGGAUUCCUGAGGAAUUGGGAUGAGGUUAUUGCGCACAUGGAAGAAGAUGCGUGCAAGGAGCGAGGAGGGGAGGAACUGGAGCGGUUUUGUGUGGAGAAACUGGGGUUUCGAUGCAUGCAGAGGUUUCUGCGGGGGAUUUGAUGUAUACUGUUGCGGAUUCAGGUAAAGGAUAUCCCAACUUGCCUUGGAGAGCUUCUUAUCCUGCCAUCUUAACUGCCAGGUUUGAUGUGCAUCUCUUUAUCUCUUUUCAAUGUAAGACUUUUCACCAUGGAACCAUUUUUUUCAUACACUCACACAUACUUUAAUUCGUAAUAAAGUUUGGAAUGUGGUUGGUUGCAGUGCAAUUUUAUUUGUAGUA
Messenger RNA from Nelumbo nucifera (sacred lotus), 1218 nucleotides. It is a transcript of the gene BAG5, whose product is annotated as BCL-2-associated athanogene 5. Gene Ontology annotation, cellular component: plasmodesma. Gene Ontology annotation, biological process: protein folding. The record is from RefSeq and is a predicted model, not a curated record. Gene Ontology annotation, molecular function: protein-folding chaperone binding. Lineage: Eukaryota; Viridiplantae; Streptophyta; Magnoliopsida; Proteales; Nelumbonaceae.